This is a messenger RNA of Acanthisitta chloris (rifleman), 1239 nucleotides long. RefSeq names its product EF-hand and coiled-coil domain containing 1 (gene EFCC1). NCBI's taxonomy places the organism in Eukaryota, Metazoa, Chordata, Aves, Passeriformes, Acanthisittidae. The transcript is spliced from 8 exons. The record is from RefSeq and is a predicted model, not a curated record. The annotation marks the transcript as partial.
GACGCGCGCUGCCUGGCGCUGCAGGUAGGACUGCGGAAGAGCCAUGCUAACCAUAAGGAAGAGGGGACCUGUUUGAUAGGGAGUGAGAGACCUCUAACCCAGAACCACUCCCAAUCCAAGUGCCUUCAAAGUGUCCUGAAGGAAAUGGAACUCAUCCGGAGCUCCAGGGAUGGGCAAAUUGAAGAAGCAAUCAGGUUCAAUCAAGAGCUGGAAAGAGAGCUGAAGAGUUCUCAGGAAGCUCUGGUCAGUCUGGAAGACUGCAACCGUAACCUGAAGAGGGAACAAGCAGAAAUGAGGAAGAAGGUUGAAGAGGCAAGACACGCCGUCCUGAACAGUCUUGGCAAAGUGAAGGAGCUAGAAGUGAAAGCUAAUGAGGUGCCACAUCUGCUAAUAUACAUUCAGCAGCUGGAAUCAGAACUGCAGCACUAUAGGUCAGAAAUGGAGAGGUUUCAGCUUCCCUCAGGCAGCAGCCUAGAGCAGAAGGAGCCAGCAGCCUUACCCUGCAGACCACCCUACCUGGCUGAGGAGCAGCAGGAUCACCACUUGCCCACCAGUGGAGCUGGGACUGCUGAGAAUGAGGAUCAGCUGUUCCGCUCCGUGGAGGGUCAGGCUGCCUCUGAUGAGGAGGAGGAGAAGUGGGCAGGUGACCAACCACCCCAGCUGGACCACGUGAAGAAAAUACUGGCCAAGCUCCCUUGCUGCGGUAGUGGAUGUGAUGAAGAGAUGUGGAAAAAGCUAAUGUCUUACUUGGAGACCAGCAACUCUGAUGGCUACGAGACUGCCCCUGUGGAGCUCUCAGAGAGAAUCACCCAGCUAACAGAGCGGCUGGAGCUUAAAGGGCAUGAAGUGAAAAAGCUGGGAACAAAUAUGGAAGAGAUGAAAGGCCCAUUGCUAGGUGAACUGCAGCAAAAGGUGGAGGAGACCGAACUGCUGAAGAUGGAGCUGCAGAUGUUGGAGACAGAGAGAGUUAGGCUGUCACUGGUGGAAGAAAAGCUCAUGGAUGUUUUACAGCUUCUUCAACAACUCCGAGACUUGAACAUAUCUAAACGAGCCUUGGGGAAAAUCUUGCUGAGCACUUUGGAAUCCUGCCGUGACCCCCAGCCUGGCAAAGCCCACCUGUUUGAAGUUCUAGAUACUCUGUACCAGGAGCUGACAGCCUGUGAACUCUUGCACAGCCAACCCCUGGAGCAGGCACAGAGCCCCCAGUCCCUGUCCAACCCACUGAUCAUCUCGUGCUGA